Molecule: messenger RNA, 3317 nt
Organism: Rhizopus microsporus ATCC 52813
Lineage: Eukaryota; Fungi; Mucoromycota; Mucoromycetes; Mucorales; Rhizopodaceae
Product: LNS2-domain-containing protein
Exons: 5
Coding region: 206-3145 (979 amino acids)
Biological process (GO): triglyceride biosynthetic process; fatty acid catabolic process
Cellular component (GO): nucleus
Molecular function (GO): phosphatidate phosphatase activity
Source: RefSeq, a predicted model, not a curated record
UUUUUUUUUUUUUACAGUGAAUACCCUUGUAUGGCCUAUUCCAUGCAUUAAAGAUUGACAACAGUUUUUAUUAGGGAUAUAAAGAAGAAAAAAAUUAAAUAAGCGCCAGCCAAUGGCCGAUAAAAAAAGCACAACAAUAAUAACUUUAAGCAAAUCUUUCCCUUUUUCUCUCUUUUUUUUGUUUUUUGUUCCUCACUUUUGACGCAUGGAAUACGUUGGAAAAUUAGGAAGUCUAUUCACUUCUGUACAAAGUUUUUAUAAUGAAAUCAAUCCAGCCACAUUAUCUGGAGCUAUUGAUAUUGUUGUAGUCGAACAACCAGAUGGCGAGUUGGCUUGUUCGCCUUUUCACGUGAGAUUUGGUAAACUAUCAGUUCUGAUGCCACAAGAGAAAAAGGUCCAAAUCAAGGUUAAUGGAGAAGUAGUCCCAUAUGUUAUGAAAGUGGGAGAAGCAGGGGAAGCGUUUUUUGUGUUUGAAACAGAGCAUGAAGUUCCCAAAGAAUUUCAAACUUCACCUAUUAUGGAAGCAGUUUCUGAGAAGAGCGAUGAGGAACCACCUUAUCUUGAUAUUGGUGAAUCUAAAGAUUCCGUUAAAGAAGAAACUAAAAGCAGUAAUGAGGAUCAUUUUGAGGAAGACGAAGAAGAUGAUAAGAAUAAAGCACUAUUGCCUGCUGAAUUACAGUCUCCCAAGAUGAUCAUUGAUGAGCAGAUGGAUAAGGUAGUAACAAAGAUUCGAAAGGAAGAUCAACAGCCAGAGAUACCUACGCCUAAGAAUGAUGCUUAUCUAAUGGAAGAUGGUUCUACGUUACUCGAACGAAUCAUCCCAGAGGCAAUUACCACGACAACGGUUGCCAAAGAAAGGUUUAUUGUCCGACCAGCUCAAGGAGAUAUUUACAGCACAUACAUGGACGUAAUACACACAUCUGUACAUAAACGAAAUAAUGAUGAAAGUGAUAAAGAACAUGUCGAUAGCGGACAUAACAAUAGCAGCCGAGGAGAUGAAUCCAUCGUAUUGGAUAUCGCGGGUUAUAAAACAGGGGAAGAUAGCCAGGGCAACGAUGAUAUAAAUAAAAAGGAAAGAGAAGAAAUUCAGAAACUAUCAGAGAUAGCUGCCGUCGUGAGAGAAAUUAAGCAAGAAGAAGAGAGAGAAGAGGAAGAAGAGAAAAUGAAAAAGCAAGAAGAAGAAAGGGAAAUAGAAAGAGACCAAGUAAAAGAGGAUGUAAACGAAAAAGUAGACAGCGGCCACGGAGAAACACUUGAGCUAACGCCGGGACAAAGAUAUAGAAUUGAAAUGAGUUUAUGUGGAUUUUCUCAAUUUACAAAAGACGAGGAAGAAAACAAGAGAAUAUUUGAUAAAGAGAUGAUUACAUACGAUAACUUUACACAUAAUCCAAAUAUACUAAAUGAUAAACGACUGGUAUUUAGAUACAAUGGAAAGUACUAUUCAGCAGGCAGAACAGGACCAUUAUUUACGUCAUUGGUGAUGUAUACGGACGAGCAAGUGAGCGAACAAGAGGAACAAAAGAUGUCUGAUAGUAGAGAGUCGUAUCUAUUUGGUAGAGGUUGGAGACAAUGGCUUAGUAGAUCAUCUGUGGCAGCAGAAGAAAAGAAGAAUAAUGAAAAGAAGGAAGAGCAGGAUGAAAGUAACGUUGAUAGUAGUAACAGUGAUCAACAGAGUAAUAGUAAUGGUAGUAGUAGUAGCACUACCUUUACUACAACUAUGACAACAACGUCUGUUGGUUGGAAGAGUGAUCAUACGCAUCCUGAAGAGGAAGUACAAGAGAAUGUCACUUCAAGAAAAGUGUAUGCAAAAACACUAAGACUGACGUCAGAACAGUUGAAAAGCUUGAAUUUGAAAAGUGGCGCAAAUACCAUCACAUUUUCAGUGACAUCAGCCUACCAAGGCACAGCAACGUGUGCUGCGAAAGUGUUUUAUUGGAGACACGACUACCAGAUUGUUAUAUCAGACAUCGAUGGUACUAUAACCAAGUCUGAUGCACUAGGCCAUGUUUUUACAAUGAUUGGCAAAGAUUGGACACAUAUGGGGAUUGCAAAGCUAUACACAGACAUUGCCAAUAAUGGCUAUCACUUUUUGUAUUUAACCAGUAGAGCGAUUGGACAAGCCGAUUAUACAAGAGAUUACCUAAAGAAGGUGGUCCAAGAUAAAUAUCAGUUACCAGAUGGACCAGUGAUUAUGUCACCUGACAGACUAUUUACUUCAUUUCAUCGAGAAGUCAUCAUGAGGAAACCUGAAGUAUUCAAGAUGGCCUGCUUAAAGGAUAUUCAGAGAUUAUUUGAUGGCAAAGAUCCGUUUUAUGCAGGUUUCGGUAACAGAAUAACUGAUGCAAGAUCAUACCGAAGUGUCAAUGUGCCCUCAUCACGAAUAUUUACAAUUGAUCCUUAUGGCGAUUUAAAACUGGAGCUUCUUUCAGGCUUCAAAUCAUCAUAUAUCCAUCUGAAUGACUUGGUAGAUCAAAUAUUUCCACCUAUUACCAAAAACACAGGUGGUAAUAGUAUAGUGCUGAAUAACUAUAAUGAUUGGAACUACUGGAAAUCUCCUUUACCUGAUAUUGAUGAUAUACCUGAAUUAAGCCAACCUGUUCCAACCUCUCCAAAACCAAAACCAAUCAAGCCUGAUCCAUCUGCGCUGCCUCCAAAUACUGUUGUUUCCUCUAAUAGUACUUCAACUACAAGGCGGUUAUUAAGAAGCUUUACAUCAGCAUCAUCAUCUAAUUCAAAGGCUAACACAAAGUUACUACAGUCGAGCAACAGCACUCCAAAUCUGACAACGAAAUCAACUGAAUUAACUGAUCCUGUUAAUACGAAUACUACUACAACUACUAAUGUUAAUACUGCUAUUAAUGCCGUUCCUUCUGCUACAGCUAAUGAUACUAAUAUUACACCUGCCAUCUCAACAAAUACUAAUAAUAGUGCUGCCACAAAUACCACCGGUAAUUCUACACCAACCUCUAUAGAAAGCACAAGUCCAAGCAUUAUGAAUAAGAUGCUGUCAAGUGUAUCACGUACAUUCUUAUCAUCAAAUGAAAGUAGACCAAAAGAACAAGCAGAAGAAGUAGAGCAAGAGGAAGAAAAGGAUGUAGAUGAACUAUUAGAUAACCUUAAUAUGGAUGAGAUUCCAUUUAUUUAAAUAAAUUUCUUGUUCUUUUUCCAUUCUAAAUAACUCAAUGAAUGCAUCGGUCUAUCCUUCAUAGUCACAUUAACCGGUGGUCCAGAAAACCACAAAACAGGUCCAUCAGAUUGUCGUUUAUAUGAUGAAUCAAUGCUUGAUGUGUUAUCCUGCUGCUGUUGUUGUUGUUGUU